GACCAAGAGGAACCGUGGUUCAUGUCUGCCCCUAGACCUCAAUCAUCCAGGGGAAGGGGCAGAGGUCGUGCUGGGGGUCAAAGUGCAAGCAACAAUGGCGGGGGUAACGAGGGAAUGGGAGACGAGAGUCAGAAGGGAAGCAAAAAUGUUUCUCCAGCUGGAGUAAAUAGGCAAAGACAAAAAAAGCCGGAGGUACAGCGUUAUGUACCAAGGGGACGACGCCUCCUGAACCAACAGGAAGAAGAAACCAGGGUGGAGCAUGCCGAACCUGUAGACAUGGGAGACAACUCACCCAUAACAAAAGAUGACAGCAAUAAAAUUUGUACCGAAACUACCAAUGAACAACGCCCGUCGAGAAAUGCUAAAAAGAGAACCAAGAACGAAGUUUAUAUUCCACCUGGGAGGAGGACACAGGGGGAGGAGGAGAGCCCAGGAACUGGUGGUGGUAAUUAUAGAUCUGAUGGAGAGGCUCUGCAGUUUGAAGACUGCAAUGCUGUGUCUACCAAACCUGCUGAGUCCUUGAAGCAGAAACUGACAGAAGGAGCCGAAAAAGAUAGAAAAGAACAACUAACUUCGGGAAACGGAAAAGAGGGAAAAUCUGAAAUCAUGGAUCAUGAGGAUAUGGAUGAAGCAAGGAAUAUUACAAAUGACUGUGUAGAAAGAGUUGACGAACAAACUGUAAAUGAAUAUAUCUGUGAUAAAGAGGAGGAGAAGAUGGAAGAAGGUAUGGAGGUCGGUGAAGGGGAUGUUGUAAAUAAUGACUGUGUGGACCAGGAUAAAAGUGUUACAGUUGAAGAAUCAUCGAAAGAGAAAGUAGGAAUCUUAAAUGAAAGUGAAAGGAUAAGCUCAAGUGGUGAAAGGAAAGAAGCAGGUGAGACAAUGGAAACUGGAACUCAAGACACAAAGCAGGAAUAUGAGGAUGAUACCCCAUUAAACUGGGAUGAUGAUAUAGAAGAAGGCAAUGAGGAUGAUGCAUCAAAAGAAUCAAAGAACAGUGAACUGAAAACAGAAGUGAAAGUACAGACAGAUCAACCCAGUGAAUCGAAAUCAGAGGUGAAAAAGAUCAAACUAAAAAAGAAAAAGAAGAGUAAAGUUUUGAAUGAAGGAAAAGCGGAAGAGGAAACUCCUGCUCUGGAAAAGAAAGGGAAGAAAAAGUCCACCAGAUCAAAUAUCACUGUGUUCGACAUGAUGAAUAUGCAUGAGCUGCAAGAGGAUAAGGCUGAGAAAAAAGUGGAGACCAAAGUGGAAACAGUUCACGAGGAGAAACAAGAAAAAGAAAGUGUGUCGAAGGGAGAUGACUGUGAUAAAGAAGAUGGAGAAGAGGAGGAUGAUGACUGGGACAAGAUGUUUGAUGAUGAUGGUGAAUGUCUGGACCCCUCCGCCAUGGAUGAGUUAACAAAGACUGUAGGAAAAGUCAAGAUUGAGAAAGCCACCAUAGAUUAUUUGGACUUUAAACCAAAAGAGCCGGACUAUGAUGAUAUGAACCAUGUAAUAGAAAUCUACGACUUUCCCACCGAAUUCAAAACAGAGGAUCUGCUUUCCGUCUUUUCCCAGUUUAAGAAUAAAGGCUUUGAUAUCAAAUGGGUGGAUGACACGCAUGCUCUGGGUGUCUUCUCCAGUGUUGUAGCAGCUCAGGAUGCCUUGAAGACCGCCCAUCCUAUGUGUAAGGUCGGGCCACUCUCCGAGGCAAGCAAGGCCUGUAAGGCUAAAGCGAGGCGGUGUGUAGAGUUUCUCCAGCCUUACAAGCCUCGCCCCGAGACCACUGCAAUGACAGCACGUCGACUUGUGACUGGAGCCCUUGGGAUUGCCCCCAAAAUUUCCAAAGAGCAGCGAGAGAUGGAGAGACAGAAACUUAAAGAAGCAAAAGAGAAGAAACGAAAUGACAGAAAGCAGAGAGAAGAUAUCUGGGAGGGAACAGUAGCUUCCAACAGCUCUUGACCAUAGUCACAUGGAUAUUAGUAUCAGAACAUCUGAAUGGAGUAAAUCGUAAUAGGUUUAUAUGAAGGUGAUUGAACUAAUUUAAAAGUGAAAGUUGAACUCCCAAUCAGUUUUUAAGUUAUUACAUUAGGACGAUGCAUGCGUUGUGUUCUCAGGUCAGGGUAAGUUGUCGCUAUGCAGUUUGGAGAUAAACUGAUAAAACCCUCAUAAUAUGAUUAUAAUGAUGAAGUGAAAAAUAUUGUGUGUGUAUACAUUGUAUAUGUCUUUAUCAGGAAAGCUUCAGCUUCAUUUUGUAAGGAAAUGAUGAAGAACCGCAAUGAUACAUUUAGGAAGGAAAUAGUAUGCAAUAAAAUUACACAUGUCUCUAACUGUAUAUGCUCAAAAAAUUAAUAACAAAGUUUUGUUAUAGGGAUCAUUGAUAAUUUGGCCUUUUAUUGUUAUGAAUUAAUGUAUUAUGUGUUUGAAUUCAUAUAUUAACCUAGCUUAUUUUUAAAGCAAUCUUUGCAGUAAAACUGCUGUGUUGUUCCAUUAUACACAUGUUGAAGUGCUUGUAUUUAUUUGUUAUCAUAGUAAUUUUAAUAGGAAUUGUCACAAUGGUGCUGAAUAAUUCUUCAGUUUUCAGUGUCAGACUUAUUUUUUGAAGGAAAAAAAUAGAUUUUUAGUAUGGCCAAUUUUGGGGGAAAUACAUUGUACUUAUAAACUUUUUUGAGAUUACAUGUAUUCUUUAUAUGAAUGAAAUGACUGUGUCUCCCAAAUCUUGUUGUGAAAGUAUGAAUAGCUUUGUAAGAAUAUAUAAUUAUUUAAAUGUGUUAAGUGAAAGGUGUGGUAGAAAAAUGAAAAUUUAUAUUUUUAAAAUUGAAUGUAAGAGAAUUUGUAGAAUAAAU
Magallana angulata is the source of this 2822-nucleotide messenger RNA. Its product is annotated as coiled-coil domain-containing protein R3HCC1L-like. Lineage: Eukaryota; Metazoa; Mollusca; Bivalvia; Ostreida; Ostreidae. The record is from RefSeq and is a predicted model, not a curated record. Gene Ontology annotation, molecular function: nucleic acid binding.